AUGUCUCGCUGCCUCCGUCGAUGCCGCCGGUUCCACAUCGUGCGUGGUAUCCUCGCCACACUCAAAUCAACUAGCGGAUGUGGCUCCGCCGCUGGCGGCCACCACCGAGAGGAUCACUCCAUGGCCGAUACCGCUGCACCAACCGACGACGAGCCCUCCGUCAAGGUGGUGGUGAGGGUGCGGCCAAUGGUGAGCCGGCCGGUGGACGGCAAGGAUCUGUGGUUCAUCCACAGGACCGCCCCAGACUCAGUCACCGUUCGCGGUGGAUGGCGUCCUCAACGACAGGGCCUUUCAGAUAGCUUCUCCGAUUAUUUGGGUUCUCCGCCGCGACCUCGUGGGCUCCGUCGCCGCCGCGCGAGUGUGGGCACGAGCUCCGCCGCGGCCUUGCCCUCUCCUUUCUGGCCGCCGGCGAGCCCCAGGAGAGAGGUAGACCUGCUGCGAGAGGAAGAAGCAGGCUGUGAUGCUAGGAGACAGGCACAUGAACAUGGUUUACAGUUGAAGCUAAAAAAAUCCUCAGAGCUUGCUAAACCAGAUAAAAUACUUGCUGGUGUACGGAUUGAUCCAAGUUCUAAUACAAGGAGUCGAAUGUUGACAGUACGUACUCUGGAGGUUGGCAUUCAACUGCGCUACCCUAAGAGGGAGAGCUGUUUUAAACCUGUUACUCUCUUCUGUGGAAGCCGUGAGGUGAUAAUUCUGCUCGAUUCUGGUAAAGCUGUUGUAAACCUGUUACUCUCUCUUCUUCUCCUUGAGAAAUCGAAAUCCUGCAAGCUUUUGUUAGCAGAACUCAACCUGAUUGCAGAAUUUCAUAUUCAUCAGAUGAACUGA
Miscanthus lutarioriparius is the source of this 825-nucleotide messenger RNA. NCBI's taxonomy places the organism in Eukaryota, Viridiplantae, Streptophyta, Magnoliopsida, Poales, Poaceae. The record is from the annotation of a GenBank genome assembly.